CGCCCCUGUGAUGACUUGGGGUUCUGUCCCCUGGUCAAGUAGAUGGACAUUCGCCCUGUGAUGACUUGGGGUUCUGUCCCCUGGUCAAGUAGAUGGACAUUCGCCCCUGUGAUGACUUGGGGUUCUGUCCCCUGGUCAAGUAGAUGGACAUUCGCCCCUGUGAUGGCUUGGGGUUCCGUCCCCUUGUCGAGUAGAUGGACAUUCGCCCCUGUGAUGACUUGGAGUUCUGUCCCCUUGGAGAGUAGAUGGACAUUCGCCCCUAUGAUGACUUGGGGUUCUGUCCCCUGGUCAGGUAGAUGAACAUUCGCCCGUGUGAUGACUUGGGGUUCUGCCCCCUGGUCGAGGCAUAUACUGAUGUCUCUAACCGGUAGCCAUCAAAUUUAUAGGUCUAGGUUGAAUUGAAUUCGAUGAGAUACCUGGAUACGUUAUAACUACUAGUCUCUCCACUGACCCAGUAUUAAGGUACGAUGCGAUAAAAUAAUAGGGGCUAUCUAAUGUUUGUUUAAUUUACCACACAAGCUUAUUAAACAAAUUUAACCACUUCGCUGAGAUUUGUUUAUAUUUCAAAGUCGAUAUAUCGAAUCUCUUUAAAUCUACAAGCAUCGUGCUGGUUUUCCCAUUACGAGUAAUACCUCCAGGAGAGUUCCGAUAGCUUUCCCGAAAAUCGAUAACUCGGGAGUAAUCCAUCUCACUAGUGCACUUAGCCGAUAACGUUUCUGACGUUAUCAUCCAGAUCAAUACAUUUUACUCUUGUUUGAGCAGACGAGAGGUGUGAAUUGAUUCAAAGUUGUUUUAUGGUGCUGGAUAUCAAAUUGACAACUGUUUGUACAGUUAAGAAUGCUCUUUUAUGUAGAAACGUGUUCGGUGUCUGUCAUUCAUUGGAAAAUAAUGGACAGUGUUUAAGUUGAGACAGAAGACAACUGUGCUUUAUUAGCAGAUGUGCUGGAUUUAUUGGACUGGGAUGACCCUAUGAGAAUAUUUGACUGACCUUCUUCCCAUGUACAUAUCUGGCCAGGAUGGAUCCCGAACCUUCUUCCAUCCCUGGUAUCCAACAAAACCCAACUGACAAUAUGGCGGCGGCCAGAUUAACUUCCGGUGACAAUAAGUCACCUGGGAAAGCAGGUGUUAGUCUAGCGUACAUGCAUGGUCCUCCACGUAUCAUGCCAAACUACGGAAAUAAGCGUCGUAGUCUUCUCCCGAAAACCAAGGUGUCACGUGUCUUACUGUACGAUAAUAUCACCCAACAACAGAUGCUUGACGUGAAGCUCUCACACAUCAAGAUUGAAAAGACUCGAACGACACGCCUCCUUGACCUUCACAAGAGGUCAUUCCUACUUCGACAGCAGAAGCGACAACACCAUAUGCAGCAGGUUGGAAUUGUGUUGCCGGAUAUUGACCACCCAAAUAAAAAGCAGGAUAUUCUAACGCGAUUAACAAGUCAGCUAUCCAAAAGAGCAGUCAGUUCGGUGGGAGGAAACGGCAGAGUUACCUCUGCUGAACUGGAAACUUUAAAAUUGCCGGAUUUGGAAAUUUCGUCAAAUGACCACAAUAGUCCACAUGUUAUAUUCAAACUCAAAAACGCUAGUGGCGUCACGCAAAUAUUUCACACUAUCGACAACGAAGGGGUGUUCUCCGAUAUUGUUCCUCUGUAUAAAUUCUAUGACAAGACAACGGAAGAUCCACGGUUUCAGAGUCUUGAAGGUUCGCUGGUUCGAACCUCAGUCAGCAACGACGGGUUUAACGAAUUAAGCGCCAGCUUUAAAAAGGAAUAUCCAAAAUUUCCGGAACAUUUGCAAGAAUUUACGACCGAAAACACCAGACUUGGUUCAUUAGUAUAAACGGUAUAGGCCUCUAUAUGAGUUAUGAAAAUCCUUAAUAAAUGGCAAUAAGCAUUAUAUAUAUGGUGCACUGCUUCGCUAUCUUAAUAGUUACAUGAUCCGUAAUCUUUGUCCUUUCAUAAAGAAUUUGGAUUUACGACCAAUCAGCCAAAUGCUACCAAGUGUUGUGAAUGUACUGUUAGUGAGUGUGUCGGUAAAUGGUCAUCGCUGUCGUAAUCAUGUUAUGUGUAGGCAGACGUAUGACGUAGCUAUUUUAGUUGUAGGCAGAAUAAUGUCGUAAGCAUUCUAUGUGUAAGGCAAAUUAAUGUCGUAGGCAUUUUUUGUGUACGUCAAACUAAUGUCGUAGGCAUUUUGUGUGUAAAAACAGAUACACAGACAAAUGUCGUAGGCAUCUGUUGUGUAGGAAGAUUAAUGUAUUGUCGACAUUUUAUGUGUAAGAAGACUUUCCUCUCGUCUGGAGAUAUUCGUUUUAAAAAAUGCAAUGUAUUGAACAGAUGAUAUUCUACAAGAACACCAAAUUCCAGAAUAAUGAAUGCAGUUACUAUUGGAAACUCUGCUCCACAGUGAUUGUCCGGACUUACUAUAUUUCUAUACGAAGAAAUGCAACGAAGUGUUGGCUUGAUUAUUGGAGAAUCCGUGCUUUCUCAGGAUAAUUAAUUCGCACCAUGUAAGAAGAACAGGAAUAAUGUCUACAUAUACCCACUCCUUGUAUAUGAUUAAUUUGUUUAUGAUUUACAAGCCAAAAAAUAAAGAUAUUUGACAGUUA
Molecule: messenger RNA, 2604 nt
Organism: Pecten maximus
Lineage: Eukaryota; Metazoa; Mollusca; Bivalvia; Pectinida; Pectinidae
Exons: 3
Coding region: 1017-1838 (273 amino acids)
Source: RefSeq, a predicted model, not a curated record